CCAAGUGAAACUACAAAAUGGAGCUGCAGACAUGGCUUCUGAUGGUCUUUARGUGCUGCUAUGCUGUGCCACAAGACAUGUCAGGGAAGGAAAUCAUUUUCCCAGAAGAGUCAAACACCGCCUAUGUCAAGAUAACCCCUGACAUGAACAAAAUCUUCUUUGCUGUGACUGUCUGCGUUCGAUUUUUCACUGACUACCAGACGAAGGAGCUGACCAUUUUCUCAUUGGCCACGCCUUCUCAUGCUGAUGGUUUUGUCAUCUUCAGGGGAGAUGGGGGAAAUUACAGGGUGUACAUUCAGGACCAAGGUAUCUAUUUCUGGGGAUUGCCAGACAAAAUGAACGAGUGGAACUCUGUUUGUGGGACGUGGGAUGCCAGUACAGGAUUGACUCAACUGUGGGUGAAUGGGAAGCCAAGUGCGAGGAAAGCUCUCCAAGCCGGCGGCUCCAUCUCUGGUACACCGAGUAUUAUUUUAGGUCAGGACCAAGAUGCAUACGUUGGUGGGUUUGAUGUGUAUGACUCCUUUUACGGACAUGAGACCGAUGUCCACAUGUGGGACAGAGUGCUCUCUCCAUGUGAGAUCCAAAGCUACAUGAAGGGGGAGGUGUUAUCUCCAGGGAAUGUGGUAAACUGGAACGCACUAAAAUACACAAGGCAUGACUAUGUGGUUGUUGAGACGAUGCAGAACCUGAUCUGUUAAAAAUUUGACCGCAAAAAUCACAAACAGAUCAUUUCAAACUAUGCUUACAUUUGUAUACGAUCAUGUGUCUAUAUUAUGCGUGGGAAUAGUUUGGAACAGAUUUCCA
This is a messenger RNA of Salvelinus sp. IW2-2015, 804 nucleotides long. Its product is annotated as C-reactive protein. The record is from RefSeq and is a predicted model, not a curated record. NCBI's taxonomy places the organism in Eukaryota, Metazoa, Chordata, Actinopteri, Salmoniformes, Salmonidae.